CUGCCGGCCGGCAUUAGCGGCUGGGCCCUCGCCCGCCACAGCCAGGCCAUUGGCCCGCCCAGCGAGCCAUCCAGCUUGGCGGGAGACGACCUUCGCUUCAUGCUCGUCCAUACUCUUUAUACCUCCAGAGUCCCCGCCGUGCAAGGCCUUGGACACUCUUUGCCUCCUCUUGCGAUUGCUUGUGUGACAUUCGGAGAAGCCUUUGGUUGAGUGCGAUUGCUCUUGGGCGGUGCCGGCGUCGUCGUCCACACCCAGCUUUUAUUUUCCGAGCCCCCACGACGUUCAGAUCGUCGUAGUCCUCUGGGUCUUUUUUUCCUCCGGACUGCCGAUCCGUAAACGGGAAUUAUUCUUAGCAUCAAGCAGCAUUGGCACACGGCAUCGCUCUUGUCAUCGUCUAGCGAGCUCUUGGGGACGCUGCUGGUGAGUGUCAUCUUGGUUACCGCCGUUCGAGUGACACGUUAAAGCAGCUAAAAGCUAAGUUCCGAAUGAUAUUGUGUUUUUGUUUUGUUUUUGCGACUUCUCCUGUGUUUCCGUCGCCGCCAUAAGGCCCUGCUUGCUUCUGUCGUCAUAGCUCUUUCGCGACGCGAAUCCGUUGAAUUUUUUUGAGACGGACAACCGCUGACGCUCUUUGUUCCGCAGAGAAUCUACCGUCACCUUCUUUGACCUUCUCUGAAAUAUUAAAAAGAAUAAAAAUAAAAACUGAACCUUUUCCUCUUCGGAGGUUCAUACAACAGACACUUAGACAGUUGGGAGCGGCGACUGGGCGCGACCAACCCACGUAUGCUACCGUGUCGAGCGCUCCUUGUGUCUAGCAGUCGCAGGAGCGUUGAGUACAGCCUACUCUCCUCCGAUCCCUCGUUGAAUCGCAGGAAAGAUCCCAUAAUUCCUACGUGAAGGAGCCACACCAUUCCGGCAGCGCCACGAGCCAAAUACGUUGAAAUCUCCGAACACUCGAAAGAGAAAGGAACUGCACACAGCCCAGAAUGGCGUGGGAACACCUCGAUAUCAACAGGCCCCAUCUGGUCUACAUUAUUCUCGGCGGCUUCACCAGCUUGUUCAUGCUGUGCUCGUCCGUGAUCAAGGAGCGCCUGUACAUCGGUGAAGCUACCGUGGCCACCCUCUGCGGCAUCAUCUUCGGACCCCACGCCGCCAACCUGAUCAACCCUCUAGAGUGGGGCAACACGGACCAAAUCACCUUGGAGUUCUCACGCAUUGUCCUGGUGGUUCAAUGUUUCGCUGUGGGUGUCGAAUUGCCGAAGAAUUACAUGGAAAAGCACUGGAAGAGUGUCACCCUCCUGCUGGUGCCUGUGAUGACUUGGGGCUAUUUUUUGACUUCAUUGUUCAUCUGGUGGAUGUUUGGGCACCGCCUAAGCUGGCUGGACAGCCUUUGCAUCGCUGCCUGUGUCACGGCCACGGAUCCCGUCUUAGCCUCUUCUGUUGUUGGCAAAGGCAAGUUCGCCAAGAGGGUUCCAAAACAUCUGAGAGACCUGCUCUCGGCUGAAUCUGGCUGCAACGACGGCAUGGCUUUCCCAUUCGUCUACCUUGCUAUUUACCUCAUCCGAUAUAGGCCUGAUGCCGGGAAGGUCAGUUUCCACUGGAUUUGUUACACAAUUCUAUACGAGUGCAUCUUCGGUGCCGUUUACGGUGUGAUCGUGGGUUAUGCCGCACGACGAGCAAUUAGAGCCGCACACGAGCAUGACCUGAUCGAUCGGGAGUCCUUCCUCGUCUUCUACUUUGUGCUGGCGCUUUUCUGUGCUGGGUCUGGUUCAAUGCUUGGUAUGGACGACCUGCUCAUCGGUUUUGCUUGUGGUGUGGGCUUCAGUAACGACGGUUGGUUCCAGGAAAAGACAGAGGAGUCACACGUUUCCAACGUCAUUGACUUGCUUAUCAACCUAGCGUUCUUUGUGUACUUUGGAACAAUUAUACCUUGGGAGCAGUUUAACUCUGACAUUCUGGGCAUCUCACCGUGGAGAUUGGUCGUCGUUGGCAUUCUCGUGCUGCUGUUCCGCCGCAUUCCGAUCAUGCUCCUCCUCAAACCAGUCAUACCGGAUAUAAAAACAUGGCGCGAAGCACUUUUCGCGGGGCAUUUUGGUCCUAUUGGCGUCGGCGCUCUCUUCGUCUCUAUCUUGGCUCGUGCAGAGAUGGAAACCGAGGGCACUACGCCACUAGCCGUGCUCCCAGAGCCUGGUUUUGAGCAUAUGAACAUCAUUGAAAUGAUCUGGCCAAUAACAACGUUCCUCGUUAUUGUCUCGAUUGUCAUUCAUGGCUCGUCUGUUGCGGUCUUCACUCUCGGAAGGCGCAUCAACACUCUUGCAAUCAGCGUUUCGUUUACUAAAGGGAACGACGAAGGUCCCUCAUGGAUGGAGCGACUCCCGAGAAUCCAAUCCCGGUCGAAAAGCUCCAUGUCUCUCAGACGUCCUGAUGACACCGAGUCUGACCUUGACGAGAAACUUGAAGAAGGCAUGCUCUCGCCAAGUGCUAUCCCCAGAAACUUUUUGCGCCGACUAAAGGAUGACGAUGCCCCCAGCCGAGCAUCAAGUGUCAAAGCCUCGAGGAGAAGAAAGAAGUGGGAUGCCGGGGUUGGCCCAGGUGGACCUGUCAGCCAGAGUGCUAUCACACCCGCACCAAGGCUCAAUUCUGAACCUGAGAACGGACAGUCGGAAUCUGAGACUUUGGUUCUAGGAGGUGACGAAACCCCAGGUAGUCAACGCAAGCAUGCCUCGGAACCAGAAGUGGAGGUAUAUCGUGAAGGAGAUCACGACAUUGUUGAGGACGAGGAUGGAAAUGUUCUAGAAGUGAGAGAGGUGAAGCAGAGCGAGAGUGAAGAGGAAAGAGAUGAACAUAUCAUCGAAGACGGCAAGAAGCUGAUUCGCGACAAGAAUGUGGUGCACGGUACAGCGCAGACCGAGCACGAGCAGGAUGACACGAAAUCAGAUGAUAAGAUCGGGAAGGAAGCCAAACGAGCCACUGAGUCAAAAUCAGAUGCAUCUGCUUCUGCGGCUCAUGUUACAGGAUCUAGCUGGCUGGAGAAGACGAAGAAGUACAGUGGUAUGACUACUCUGAGUGGGCUCAGAAAGAAGGAGGAAGUGUCUCGACCGGAAAAGAAACAUGGCCCUGCACUCGCCUAUCAAUUCGGCAACACCAUCAUUGUUGAGGACGAAGACGGAGAGGUCAUCAAGAAGUACGACAUUCCAGCGCAAUCUCGACCUGGUGCAGACCGAAAGACGAGUUUCCUUGAUCAGACAACCAGGCGUAACCUCGAACGCAUGGGUACUUGGGUUGGCAUGGGCCAUCGCAAGCAUCCAGGUGCUGACUCUGAAGCUGGCCCUUCAUCUCAUGAAGGUGGGGACAAGAAAUCGGCAGAUGACGGCGACGAUGAUGAAACUAUUCGUUUCACCCUUGGCGGUAGCGGGCGCCGCAUGAGCAAGGCCGACUUCAUCCAAGCUGUGUCCCGCCUUGAUCCAAAGACACGACAGCGCAUGAUAGACGAGUCGGACGCGCCAGACCACAUCAAGCGGGAAGCUUCAAGCGCAGUGGCAAGUGAUACAAGCUCGAUGCGCCGCCCAGUUAAAUCUGCACAUUUGCAGAGGGUUCCAACGGAACAAGAUCGUCCUGCAGGCCCGGAUGGUUUGGCUCUGAUCGAUUCAAACGAGGAAAGCAUACCGUUCCAUCCUAUUUCUGACACGCUUGCGCGAUACAACCUCGGAGGCAGUGGAGGGGAAACCGCUGCACAGCGACGCCGAAGGCAGGCACAGAAAGUUAUAGCGGAAGAAGACAGCGAGGGACCCCAUGACGAACCUCGUGGACGGUCUCGAGGUGAUAGGCAUACCUCCGCCUCGCCGUCUCGUCGACCGACUGUAAAGCAUGGCCAGUCGUAUUUGGAUGAUGGUGAAACUGCUGCCGAAAGGAGACGGCGUCUCGCUGCGCUCGAAGGUGGUGGUGACGAUUCCUCCUCCGAGGAAGAAGAGGGUGGCCAGGGCUUCAGAGAGAUCAGACCUCGAGGUGCGCCAGCCGAGCCCACCAAGCCGGCACCGAGCCACCAGCGAGGACCAAGCAUCCGUUUCGCCGAACCCAAACCACAACAGAGCAGCUCUUCCAAUCAAGGCCAGGGCCAAGGUCAAUCACGCCCGUCGUCAGGCGGUACCUCCAUGCGCCUCAGGUGGGGAUCGAAUGUUGGCAAGAAGCCAAGUGGGAGCAAAAAAUGAUUUUUUUUUCUUUUGAUAUCUAUCCGAUAUCACAGCGAGCAAUGUAUCCGUGGUGGUAAUGAAUUUGAUGCAAGGCAUGAUCUUGGCAUUGGUGAAUAUUUUUCAUUAUAGGAGCUAAAUCCACCGCCUACCAUAUUUUUUUUCCCCCUCCUUCCUCUUUCUCUUCCUCUCUUCGUUUCCCGAGGAUGUCGCAACAAACGUCUGCUACAAUUUCUCAGCAGAGCGCAUCGAGAUUGCGGAUGAGGUUCUUGGAAUUCUUCAGACUUACGAAGCAUUUCAGCCUACAGUUC
Messenger RNA from Verruconis gallopava, 4495 nucleotides. Its product is annotated as sodium/hydrogen antiporter. The record is from RefSeq and is a predicted model, not a curated record. Gene Ontology annotation, cellular component: plasma membrane. Gene Ontology annotation, biological process: regulation of membrane potential; proton export across plasma membrane; intracellular potassium ion homeostasis. Gene Ontology annotation, molecular function: sodium:proton antiporter activity. Bases 984 to 4205 code for a protein of 1073 amino acids. NCBI's taxonomy places the organism in Eukaryota, Fungi, Ascomycota, Dothideomycetes, Venturiales, Sympoventuriaceae. The transcript is spliced from 2 exons.